GGAAAGCAAGAAGCCGGACCCAAGUCAGGCCAGGAAGAAGUACGCUGAAUGACAAAUUAUUGGCACGCGACAUACGCUAAAGCCUACAAAACGGUGGUUGGAACUCAGAAGUAACGGACUGUUGGCUUCCUCAUCAUUGACUCUCUGAUUGCUCUCUUGCCUGCAGCUCGGCAAACAAUCUCUCUGCUUCAAAGGAUUAUUGAACUUACCCUGUAAGUAUACUACCUUUUCUUGAUGAUCUAAGAUUAUUGAAGAUUCUUUUUCCCGUUGUCUGGUGACUAUAAGAAUCGUUUGCUUUUGCGUUUUAAAAAGUAGAAAGGAAAAACGUAUGCUCAACUUGCCUCUUCUGAAAUUGAUCCUGACAUCCGAUAACUUGGAUCUGCUUUGUUUCAUUUGUAUUCCUUCUAAAUACGGCGUGUAUAUCUACAUGUAUGUGAUACACAGGGAGAAGAAUCUCACCACUGGAUCUUGCUGCAAGAUCUUGAAGUACCAUCUAAUCACAGUUAUUUUGAUUCCACUUUAUGAACCUGAAAACCUUCAAAUACAGUUUCAUUUGGAAUGCUUUAGACCUUUCUAUUUUCACAGUUUGGACAAUUAAUUUCUAAAUUUUUUAUUUGUUAAAAAAUUGAAUUUUGAGGUCCAAAUCUGGGCUACGCUAGCCACUAAUCAGCUUCAAUAGUAACUCCCCCUGAUUUUAGAGGCCUUGGAUCUCUCCUUUGUGUAUCUUGGGGUAUUUUAGAAAAGAAUUAGCUGAGCAUUUGGCAGAGUUAUAGAUAAAACAGUAGCGGAUAAUCAACUAUACAUAAAAAAAGUAAAUAAAAUUAUUAAUUACUUUGUUUUUUGGGAUAUACUUUUAAUUAUUACGUAAUUUAAAGUUCUAGUAUACUAAUAUCUUUUUACAUAUUCAAAUUUCUAUUAAUAUACACUUUUUGAUUAUGAUAGGCAUAUAUCAAUUAAUUAUGCCAUAUAACUUAUAUGAAACUUUCUAAUAGUGUAAAUAAAUAAAUAAAAAAUAAUGAAAUUAUAAGUAAAAGAUGAUUACAACAUUGUAAUAAGCAUACAAAUUAGUAAUACUAAUAGGAAAGUGAAACAAAACAAUGACAUGAAGAAGUGCAAAAAAGGAAAUAAGUAAAAAAAUAAAUAAAUAAAAGAAAUUAGUGGAAAGGAAAAACAAGGGACUGAAUAAACAAAAAUAAAAUAGUAAAUGUACUUUUGUCUUAAAAUAUCAAAUAGGGGCACAAAGUGCAUAUUUUAAUAAGUUCAAAGGGGCAAAACAUAACUAAGGGUUAAAUUCAAGGAGGUUUAGUGCAUUUAACCCAAAAGUAUAUUUUAGUUUUUGGUUAUUCUUAUCGAAAUUAGAUAAAAGUCAAGCAUGAGUUCAAGCUUGAUUAUACUCAAAUUCAAACAUGAAUCUCAGCUCGAACACUACUUUAUAAGUUCCUCAAUUUUUCAAGUUCAGGUUUGAGCUUUGAUAAAUUCAAGUUGAACUUCAAUCUGAUAAAUUCAAGUUGAACUUGAUAAGAUUGAGCAAAAAGCUGAGUUAGUUCGUUUUCGACUUGUUUGUAAUCCUAGCCAGAUAUCUGGUCAUUACCAAAAUUAUUGUGUAUUUAUUAAUAGUUCCAAAAAUCAGGCCAACAUGUUGUAGUCUUACCAACCAGAAUUCGAGGGCAAUUUCAACCUGCAACUUCAAAAUUGUCUACUCCGAACCUGCAACUUCCGGUAGAAAUUGAAGUGUUCCACUAAAGGCAUUUAAGUAAUUAAAAAUAAAGGAGGAAAUAUGCUAUAAAAAUGAACGAUAACGUACUGGAAAAAACUAUAUGCAAUAAGUUAUUUUUACCAAAAAUUUGCCAUUUCAAGGAAUUAAAAUUACUCUUUAAAGGAGAAACUUUAAAGUCUCCAUUUGAAGUCACAACUUUCGAAGUAAUUUCUUCAGAUACUGAAAUUUAUAUUUCAAGAAGGCUUUAAAACGUUGGACUAGUUUGGAAUUUUGAAUUGAUGUUGGAUGACGUAUCAGUGGGUCGUAUGACAAUGGUGUAUUGUUAAAAGCCCAUUGAGCUUUAUUAUUACUCGCGUCAAGACAGAUUACACACAUGCCAACCCAUGUGAGGAAGCAGUCGGGGAAGGCACGUUGAGUUUGUGUUUGGGUUCAAGUAUGACGCUGGUGGAUAAAUCAGGUGGCAUUUGGCCUAGCAAACUAGAAAAGUGGAGACUAAAAAAGAGGAUGUUGCGGCAGAUUGAAGUGGCUAAUGACCAGCUAUCAGACGAUAUAAAUCAAGUUGAGGAUGCGAUAGACAAAGCACUUGAGCGGAACAAAAUUUCAACUGCACUCUUCAUUGGCGUACAAGAAGCAAAAGAAUUUCAAACACACGCUCGUGAUGCCCUGGGGAAAAAGAAAAAGACUGGGAGUCGUCACCUCAACUAUACUGAACUGCUUGAGAAACUGCUCGUUUUGUACUCCCAAAUUCAACAAUUGAAGGAGUUUGAUAGGAAAGAUGAACAACACUUUUACGCGCAGGGACAGUAUGUGAAACGAACUGAAUUCAGUUGGCCAACUCGCAAGGAUACAAGGAAGUCAUCAAAGGAUGAAAAGGUGCAGAGGAUGAAAUCCGGGAAAAAGCUCGAAGACAGUGCUAAAGGAUGGCAAGAAUUCUCACAGGAGACGUUGAUCCAGAGCCAAAAAACUAAAAAAUUGGAGGAGAUUUACCCGAAAGAUGAUGUAAACAAAAUUGGACAAUCGUCAGUUCGAGAUUCUUCCAUGGAGCUGAUACCACGGCCACAAGAAUCGAAAGAAAAAGACAUUUCCUUGGAAUCUAAAGACCAACAGCACGUAGGAGAAAAUGUAGUCAAGUCCGAUUCAGCUAAAAGUUCAACGUCGCAAGAUGAGGUGGAGCAUCAGGAUGAAACAGAAAUGUUUCCCCCUCCUACUGAUUUAUCUGCUGCACCAAGUGAAGAGAAAGUUGGGCAGAAAAAAUUUCAAGUAUAUGAAGCAAAAGGUGAUCAUGAAGCAGGCUCGAUGAAAUUGUCACCUAGCAUUCAAGAAGAGCAUGGGGCUGCUCAAUUUCCUGGAUUGUCUAAGCCCGUGUUACAGCUUGAGGAUGAAGUCGUGUCUGCUGCUUAUCCUUCUACACAGAUGGAGCCUAAAGCCACCACUCCGGAGGUAGAAAGGAUUUUACAAUUGGAGCAGGUGGACGGUGGAUCUGGUUCUUCUCAAUCAAACGAUACUCCAGGAACUGCUUUCAACAUACGAGGUGCCAUUUCUUCUGGAGCCGAAAGUGGUAAUAAGCCCCCAAUCCUGAGCACCGAUCCGGAAACCACAACGCUAGUCAGCAUCUCAGUAGAGGGCGAGUUAUCACAGUUCAUGGACAUCAGCUUGGAAAUCCCUCGUGGGACUUCUUUGAGUAAAUGGCAGAAUCUAAGUAAUGGAUUCUUGCGCUGGGAUUUUCUUUCAGGAAAAGAAAAUUAUCGCAUUCUUGCAAGAGACAAGACCGUGGAGUUGGAAUUGGAUCGAGGCAAAAGUUCAGAUACAGAUUAUUCAUCACCAGAACCCCUUGAAAGUUUUAACCUAGCCAAUUCCACCCUACCAAAGCAUCUAGUCUUUAGAAAUGAAGGUGAUAAAAUGAAGAAACCUCCAAAUGAGGAUCAAUGGAAACAAGCUGGUGUUAUGGACUUGACAGACACAUUCCCUUCACUUCCAAAAAAACUCUAUUCACUUCCACAAAAACUUUAUUCUCCUAACCUGGUACUUCUUUUCCUCCAAAGGAAUCCCAGCUUAAGACCAAUACCAGAGUCACUUUUUAGUGCCAUGCCUUCUCUCAGAGUUGUAGACCUUUCUGACAACAGAUUUCGAUCUUUGCCAUCUUCAAUUUUUGGGCUGCACAAGCUUCAAGUUCUUAUUUUAAGGGAUUGCAGCUUUAUCUAUAUGUUUCCACCAGAAAUCAAAGGACUUGAACACAUUGAAGUUCUUGAUCUAUUGGGGACUGAGCUCGAAAAGGCUCCCGACGAAUUAGGGCAGCUGACAAAUUUAAGGCACCUGCAGAUUUCAUUUUACGGAACUGAUGACGGAAGAGAAAGUGAUCACCUGCCAAAUGUCUUGCUUUCUUCUGAAACAGUCUCAAAGCUUCAACAUUUAGAAGCAUUAACCAUUGUUGUGCAUCCUGAAGAUUUACGAUGGGUAAAAAAUGCAGAAGCUAUAAUGCAGGACAUAGGGAACUUGGAGAAUCUGAGUUAUCUACACUUCUACUUUACAAAGGUGGAAAUCAUGGAACGCUUUAUAAGGAGUCCAGCAUGGAAAAUAAUCGGCUCUAAUAAGUUCAAGUUUGUUGUAGGCCAAGAUGUUAAACGCAUUGUGGACCGAGUCUCGGGUGAUGUAGAACACAAGUUCAACGAGCAGGAUAGAUGUUUGAGGUUUGUAAAUGGAAAAGAAGUACCAGAAGCCGUUGAAAAUGUUUUAAGUUAUGUCACGGCAUUCUAUUUGGAUCAUCAUUCUGCUGUUUGCAGCCUCUCAGAAUUUGGGAUCACCAAUAGCAGACAACUGUCAUUUUGUGUGGUGAGAGAAUGUCCCAACAUCGAGUUCAUCAUAUCUGAGAUCAUUGAUGAACCUGCCUAUCCCUCUCUCGAGUACCUGGGGUUGCAUUAUUUGUGGAAACUCGAGAGCAUCUGUAAGGACCAACCGCACAAAGGAAGCUUUCGUGCCCUUAAAUCAUUGACAGUUGCCACAUGCCCUAAGCUAGAGUACAUUUUCUCUGGGUCACUGGCUCAAUGCUUUUGUAAUUUAGAGGAGUUAAUAGUUGAGGAUUGUGAGUCUCUGAAGGAGAUAAUAGAAAGGAGUGAUGAGAUGGGUAAUGAUGAUUUCUCUGCCCUUCCGCGUUUGAGAAAAAUAAAGCUUUACUAUCUGCCUCAACUGUUUAGGCUUCUAUAUGAAGGGGAAAGAAGUUUGGAGGAUCCUCUCCCAUCGAGAGACUGCCAACUUGAAUCUGUAACAUUGCACUCAUGUCCUAAGCUGGACCGCAGUUUACUCAAGCAACCAUUGGUGAAGGAGCUGAUAGAGGAAGAUUAUAAGCUUGCUACCUAAGCCUUUCUGCAGAAUAACAGUAAAAGAGACAUAGCUUUCGACUCCUGCGGACAUAUUGCUUUACUAGCAAGCUAAAUCACCAUGGAUCCAAAUCUCACAAGUUGAAUUCUGUCCGGUUCAUACGGAUCAUGUAAUUCUUAAUAUACUUGAUAUAACUUGUAUAGUUUUCGUGUAAUUGUAAAUUUUAUACCAACUUUGUUGUACAAGUAACACUUCAUGUGAUUUGCGCAUGAUUAUUAUAUAUCAAUUAUUUUUUUUGUCAAAA
Coffea arabica (coffee) is the source of this 5336-nucleotide messenger RNA. RefSeq lists its product as uncharacterized. The record is from RefSeq and is a predicted model, not a curated record. Lineage: Eukaryota; Viridiplantae; Streptophyta; Magnoliopsida; Gentianales; Rubiaceae.